AUGAGUUCGCCCUCGGUCAAGAGCAUGGAGGAGGGUCGCAGCCCGUCCGUCCAGUACGACUAUGAGCCCAAGACGAUGGAAGGAGAGGUGGAGGAACACACAGCGACGAAACGCGGUCUGUCCUCGCGACAGCUGCAACUGCUCGCCAUCGGAGGUUGCAUUGGAACCGGUCUCUUCGUCGGUACAUCGACGGUGUUGACGCAGACCGGCCCUGCCCCUCUGUUGAUGAGUUAUAUUGUCAUGGCUUCCAUCGUCUGGUUUGUCAUGAACGUCCUGGGCGAGAUGACGACCUACCUGCCCAUUCGCGGUGUCUCGGUGCCGUACCUGAUCGGGCGCUUCACUGAACCAAGCAUUGGGUUUGCUGCGGGCUACAACUACUGGUAUUCUUUUGCUAUGCUUUUGGCCUCGGAAGUAACUGCUUCCGGAAUGAUCAUCGAGUACUGGAAUCCUCCCGUCAGUGUAGGGUUGUGGAUUGCCAUUGUUCUCGUUGUUAUUCUACUGCUCAACGUCAUCGCCGUCGAGUGGUACGGAGAGUCUGAGUUCUGGUUUGCAGGUCUCAAGAUCCUGGCCAUCAUCGGCUUGAUCAUCCUAGGCGUCGUUCUGUUCUUUGGAGGAGGCCCGAGCCAUGACCGCCUAGGGUUCCGCUACUGGCAGGACCCGGGUGCAUUCAAUCCCUACCUGGUCGACGGAAACACUGGAAAGUUCUUGGGCUUCUGGACUGCUCUGAUCAAGUCCGGGUUCUCUUUCAUCUUUUCGCCCGAGUUGAUCACGACUGCCGCGGGAGAGGUAGAGGCGCCCCGUCGGAACAUUCCCAAAGCCACCAAGCGAUUCAUCUACCGUGUCUUCACCUUCUACAUCCUGGGCAGUCUGGUUAUUGGCGUUACUGUGGCCUACAACGACCCUACCAUGGAAGCUGGAGUUGCCAGCGGCGGCUCAGGAGCUGGCUCGAGUCCGUUCGUCGUUGCCAUUCAAAACGCUGGCAUCGGGGGAUUGAACCACGUCGUCAAUGCUGCCAUUCUGAUCUCUGCUUGGUCGUCUGGCAACGCGUGGUGUUAUGCCGGAUCGAGAACCCUGUACUCGCUCGCUGGAGAAGGCCAGGCCCCGAAGAUCUUCAUGCGCACCAACAGAAACGGCGUUCCAUAUGUGGCCGUCAUCGCGACGUGGCUGAUCGGACUGCUGGCUUUCCUCAACCUGUCGAGCUCUGGGCAGACGGUGUUCUACUGGUUCACCAACAUCACCACAGUUGGUGGCUUCAUCAACUGGAUCCUUAUCGGAAUAGCGUAUCUGCGCUUCCGCAAAGCUCUCAAGUUCCACGGCAUGCUGGACAUGCUACCCUUCAAGACCCCCCUGCAGCCCUAUGGCACAUACUACGUGAUGUUUGUGAUCUCGAUUUUGACAUUGACGAACGGCUACGCGGUGUUCUUCCCCGGCCGAUUUACCGCGUCGGACUUCUUAGUCUCCUACAUUGUCUUUGCAAUCUUCCUUGCACUCUACGCCGGGCACAAGAUCUGGUAUCGGACCCCGUGGAUGACCAAGGUGUCGGAAGUCGACCUCUUCUCGGGCAAGGAUGAGAUCGACCGACUGUGUGAGAAUGACCUGGACCGCCAGCCCCGGAACUGGCUGGAGCGGGUGUGGUGGUGGAUUUUCUAG
This is a messenger RNA of Aspergillus mulundensis, 1650 nucleotides long. Its product is annotated as Proline-specific permease. Bases 1 to 1650 code for a protein of 549 amino acids. Gene Ontology annotation, biological process: amino acid transmembrane transport. Gene Ontology annotation, cellular component: membrane. The record is from RefSeq and is a predicted model, not a curated record. The transcript has 4 exons. Gene Ontology annotation, molecular function: amino acid transmembrane transporter activity. Lineage: Eukaryota; Fungi; Ascomycota; Eurotiomycetes; Eurotiales; Aspergillaceae.